AUGUCGGUCAGGGCCCCAGUGUCACUAGAUGACGCGCUGCAUCGAGCAUCAUUCUUCGCAGCGUACGAAGAGGACGUAGCUAACUUGAAAGAACAAUUUUUGGCAAGCAAAAAUGCCGCCAGGAAAAAGACUUCGACAACUAAAGAAGCACCGACCAAAGGUCAACAUUCUUACGCAAUAGAUAACUCCACGAAAAACAAAUCAUCGACUGUCGACCUGAACAAGCAUUACGACUUCCACAAACGGAAAGGACAUUCCACUGAGGAAUGUCGAGCUGCGUUACGCGAAAAGGAGAGAAGGGAGGAAGAAGAAAACUCUCAAGAAGAUGAACCCCCUUCGACUCCAAAAAGCGAUAAAAAGCCGAAAACGUCUUCCUACAAAAGGGCUCGGGAGGUGGAGGCCGAAUCACCAAACUCGCCACCACCCGCUCCCAAAAAGCGGGUCGACAUGAUCUCGCUAAGCACAAACAGGCGAGAUCGAUACGACGUCCAAGGCCUUGAUCAACCACACGACGACGCCCUCGUUUUACGACUCGAUGUCGGAGGAUGCGAGCUCUCACGGAUCAUGAUCGAUACCGGAAGCUCAGCCGAUGUCCUAUUCUACGAUGCCUUCAAACGAAUGGGAUUCACCAAAACUCUCCUUAAACAAGAACCAACCCCGCUCAUCGGAUUCACAGGAGAAACAACUUACUCCCUAGGAUCUAUCGAGCUCGCAGUCACUACCGGAGACGUUAGGAAGAUCGUGGAGUUCAUCGUAAUAGAUCGACCGGCACCGUUCAAUGCUAUCUUAGGAAGACCCUGGCUAUACAGUAUGAAAGCAGUGUGA
Messenger RNA from Raphanus sativus (radish), 825 nucleotides. RefSeq lists its product as uncharacterized. The record is from RefSeq and is a predicted model, not a curated record. Lineage: Eukaryota; Viridiplantae; Streptophyta; Magnoliopsida; Brassicales; Brassicaceae. Bases 1 to 825 code for a protein of 274 amino acids. The transcript has 2 exons.